Messenger RNA from Bacillus rossius redtenbacheri, 1994 nucleotides. Its product is annotated as methanethiol oxidase-like. The coding region runs from base 784 to 1776 and encodes 330 amino acids. Gene Ontology annotation, molecular function: protein binding; selenium binding. Lineage: Eukaryota; Metazoa; Arthropoda; Insecta; Phasmatodea; Bacillidae. The record is from RefSeq and is a predicted model, not a curated record. The transcript is spliced from 12 exons.
UUUACCGCGCGCGCGGCACUGGCGACCUCGCAACAAGCCAUCUUGUCUUCGUCAGUCGUCAGCGCACGGGCUAGCGUUGCAGGAGUUUCCCGUGAGAGCGUGUGUUGUGUUGCUGCCCGGUUGGUGUUGGUGGACGUGAAGCGACAGCAUGACACAAGUCGGGGUGGCGUCAGAAGCAGGCAGGUCCCUACCGCCGCGACCCGCCUAUCCCUGCAGCAUGGCAGGGUUCAACCUGAGCCGCACGCCGCCACGUGGAGCCCGCUCAAGGCUGCUCCAGCGAUCACCACCGGCGCCAACGGCCCCGGAGUGGGGAUAGUGCGACGCGCCACCCCCAAGAAACAACCGCGCAUAUGAUGCGGAUGUGGUCCUGGAUACAAAAGCCCUUUGGACGCCCUGAGGAACGGGCCAAGGGAGAAACUGCUCUAUGUGGUGUGCAUCCAGCCCGAUGCCGAAGCGUCCAGAAAGCCGGACUACCUUGCCACCGUAGACGUGGAUCCAGACAGCGCUACAUACAGCCAGGUGGUCCACCGCCUGCGAGUGACGCACGUGGGCGACGAGCUGCACCACUCGGGCUGGAACGUCUGCAGCAGUUGCCACGGCGACGCGGCCCGGAGCCGAGACAGGCUCGUCCUGCCCGCGCUCGGCAGCGACAGAGUCUACGUGGUCGACACGGGCUCCGACCCGAAGGCUCCCAAGCUGCACAAGGUUUUGGAGCCAGAAGAACUGCAUAAUCUGAAUGUUACGGCUCCCCACACUGCCCAUUGUCUGGGCUCUGGAGAAAUAAUGAUAUCGACUAUGGGCGACAACACCGGCAACGGUACGGGAGACUUUGUACUUGUCGAUGCGUCGACUUUCAAAGUCAAAGGUUUGUGGACAGCUGGAGAAAAAAAGGCAAAAUUUGGGUAUGACUUUUGGUACCAACCGUACCACGAUAUCAUGGUUUCCAGUGAGUGGGGUGCACCGAAAAGUUUCAAGAAGGGGUUCAUACCCGAGCAUACUAUAGACAAGAAUUUGUAUGGCCAGUCGCUGAAUUUUUUCUCUUGGAAAGAGAAGAAGUUGGUACAAACUAUUGACCUAGGAGAAGAUGGUAUAGCGCCUCUGGAAGUACGAUUCCUUCACGACCCCAAAGAGGCGCAAGGUUACGUUGGCUGUGCUUUGCAUUCCAAUAUCUUCAGGUUUUAUAAGGAAGACAGUGGUUCCUGGGCGGCAGAACGUGUGAUAAGUGUGCCUCCGAAGCAAGUAGAAGGCUGGAUUGCACCAAAAAUGUAUGGUAUGGUGUCGGACAUUCUGUUGUCCCUUGACGACCGAUUCCUCUACUUCAGCAACUGGCUUCAUGGGGACGUAAGGCAGUACGACAUAACGGACCGUCGCCGUCCAAAACUGGUUGGUCAGGUGUUCCUCGGAGGCAGCAUUCUGAAAGGAGGCCCUGUCAAAGUAGUACAAGACGAGGAACUGAAGGAGCAGCCGGAACCCGCUGAGGUGAAAGGCAGACGCCUGCACGCCGCGCCGCAGAUGCUGCAGCUCAGCUUGGACGGGAAGCGGUUGUACGUGUCUUCCUCGCUUUAUUCCCCGUGGGACAAGCAGUUUUAUCCUGAAACGAAACAGCGAGGUUCUUGGCUUGUGAAAAUAGACGUGGACACAGAAAAGGGAGGACUUACACUUGAUAAAAAUUUUCUUAUUGAUUUUGGUGGAGAACCCGAUGGUCCAGUGCUAGCGCACGAGAUGAGAUACCCUGGUGGAGAUUGUACAUCAGAUAUAUGGCUUGCAAAUGAGUAAUUUGGACACCAAAUAUUUUCAGAACUGAAAUGGAAAUCUUAUGUUUACAUUUCAUGUAACACAUGAACAUAUAAAUAUCAGAACAUAUCAAUGUUAUUUUUUUGAAAAAAUAUAAGAGUUUUGGUGAAUCUGUAUUUUGUAUCCAUAUAUAGUUUUUUGUGUAUUUUUUGGUUUUUAAAAUAAAUAUCUAAUGGAUUCCAUCAGGAUUUUAAACACAA